AUGAAAAGCGCCUACGAAGGUGAAGAAGAAUUGCAAGAUCAACUGGAAUUACCCGUAUUAUGCUAUCUAGUAGGCGUAUUCGUCUUACUUUUAUUAGUUUCUAAUAUGCCAACGAUGCUUAUGUUUCCAACCAUCAGAAAAUAUAAUGGAAGUACAUUCGAAGCAACGAUUUGUUCCAUAUACUUUUCGUUUCUUUAUCUACAAUUCGUAGGACAGAUAUGUUCGGUCCUUCUUCUACUUUCUAUAAUAUCAACGAUCGCAGCGAAGAGACUUAUAAAGUUAUCUGAAGAAUUAGAACAAAUAACGACAACUUCCUCAUCACUGAAGCAUGUAUUACAAGAAAUCUGCGAGAAGCACACAGAGAUUUGGGAGAUGUUUGAAAUGAACAACAAGCAAUGGGUAUAUCUAUUCGCUUUGAUAUACGCCCACUUUACAUACGAAACGUGUUUUCUGUGUUUCGCUUCGCUGUUUUUCGAUGUCAGCUUUCAGAUUCGAGUAGUAUUUUCCGCAAUUUCGAUGGUAUUCUUAACAGGAAGUCUUUCGGUUUCUUUGGGUCUUUCUUACUUGACAUCUCUGAUCUACGAUAAUUUCGUUUCGAUUCAAAGAUUCUCUUCGAAUUUUUUGUCAGUUGAAUUUAAGUAUAAGAUAACAUGUUUCAUGAAAAGAUACGGAAAAGCCAAAAUGGGAGUUUCUGUUGGAGACUUUUUUUACAUUCGUAAAAAUUUUCUGAUUCGGAUGGUGAGUGCGUUGUAUUCCAUUUUCUCUUCGGUGGUGCAAGUAACUGGAGUAAUGAACAAACACAAAUCAUGUAAUACAGUUACUACAUCCAAUAAUGUUACAUUCGACAACAGUAAAUUUAAUUUUGAAUAA
Centruroides sculpturatus (bark scorpion) is the source of this 870-nucleotide messenger RNA. RefSeq lists its product as uncharacterized. Bases 1 to 870 code for a protein of 289 amino acids. The transcript is spliced from 4 exons. Lineage: Eukaryota; Metazoa; Arthropoda; Arachnida; Scorpiones; Buthidae. The record is from RefSeq and is a predicted model, not a curated record.